UCCACUCGGUUCCAAACAAGAAAUACAGCCAGUCGGCUCAGAAGGUGUUCGGCGGCGGACGAGUGCGCUUUAACCCGGUGAAUAGAACGCUGGAAACACAUUGAUCUCAACGGUGCUCGUUGUUGUUGGCCAGUCGGUCGUCACGUAUACGUACAGUCGGUUCGAGAGUAUAUUUAAAAACAACGACACUGCCAUGGCGAAUGUGUAAUUAAAAAACUUAGCAAACUAAUUAAUCUAAACGAAAGUAAGCCAAAUUUAACGACAACGAAAGUGAUAAGAAAACGAUGCACAAAUGAAGUUGCAACGACACAGAACGAACUGCCACAAAUCGGCGAGCCAGCCAGGGGGAAACAAAAACAAACCCUGCGGGGCUCCGAAAUGGGGCAGCAUAUGUUUGUGGGUGCUCCUGGCGCUGGUUUCCUCGACCCACUUGGCUCAGGCGCAGGAGCCAAGCCAGCAACAAGGACAGCCCCAGGCGGACUUGGAGGAGGUGGAGCUACUGCAGGACAAUGAUAUCGAGUUCGCCAGUCUCGACGGCGCCACCCAGCUCCUGCCAGCGACUCGGCAUUCCGGCGGGGACGUCACUCCGGCGCCAACGACUUCGGCUCCCCCAAUGACGUCAUCCUCGUACACGGAACUGCAGGGCGGCGAAAUCCUGAGCGAGCGAAUCCUGCGGCGCAGCGAGAGCCCGUACUUGGCCCGCGAGGACCUGGAGGUGGUGCGGGGUGCGAAGCUCACCAUAGAGCCGGGAGUCACGGUUGAGUUCGCCCCCACCAAAGGACUCAAAAUCAACGGCGUCCUGCAGGCGGUGGGUACUCCCACCGCGAGAAUCGUGCUCAGGUCGCAGAGCAACACGGCCAACUACAAACUGGAGCUCCCCGACGACCAGGAGAAGGGCAUUCGACUGGUGGAUGGCCCCACGCCGGUGGAGGGCAGACUGCAGCUCUUCCACAAGGGAGCGUGGCGGUCGGUGUGCUCCAAUUCCAGGAACUGGACUCUGGCGGACUACGGAGUGGCCUGCAGGCAGCUCGGCUUCCGGGGAGGCAGGUUCUGGAACUGGGUGGAGCGAACGCCCGGAUACUACCCCAGAGUGCUGUACGAGCAGCCCAAGUGCCGGGGCGGAGAGAGCAACCUGCGCGACUGCGCCUGGACAUCCCGGCAGAUGGGAGCCGGGGCCUGCGACUACCACAACGACCUGGGCAUCCAGUGUCUGCCAGUGCACUCCGAGCCCCUGGGCCACUGGCGCGGCAUCUACUUCGACAACGCUCCCUCCACGAAGGCCCUGGGCAGGGACAACACUGUCUACUCCGCCCGAUCCGAGUCCCGUCUGAAGUACGUGGACAUCAUCCGGGCAGGGAACGGCGAGGGCUUCGCGGCAAAGUCUGCAGUGGAGGUCCAGGGGCUGCCGCCCCAGAUGGAGCACGUGGUGAUCAGCCACUCGGCCUACACGGGCUUCAACAGCACUCGACCAUGGGCAGGAUUCCAGCUGCAAAACGUGACUGUGAGGAAGUGCAACGGCAUCGGCGUGUUUGUGAACUCCAGCCAGGGACUGGUCCACCUCGACGGCUGCUCCAUAGUGGACAACGCGGGCGACGGGGUCAAGUACGUGGGCCACGACCUGCGGGGCACAGAGCGGAAGGAUCGGGCCAGCAUAUACGACUUCUGCACGCUGCCGACCACGUCCGGACAGACGUACCCCAUCUCGCUGUCCUUCACCCAGAAAUACUAUGCUGGAUCGGCCAAGGAGUGCGGCAAGUACUUCUUCACGCGACCCGGAUACCUGCUGACCCUGCACUUCGAGCACUUUGUCCUGAUGCAGAACGAGACCGCCGUGGUGGAGAUCUUCGAUGGCGCCUCCACGAGCGACCGGCUGCUGUUCGAGUGGAAGGCGAGGAACUUCACGCGACCCCAGAGCGUGACCUCGACGCGGGAGAAGAUGUUCGUAAGAAUACGGGCCGACGCCCGGCAGGAGGUGAACGGCUACUUCAGGGUCACCUCCGGCGACUCCGUGGCCUACGAUCUGCGAGUGGCCCAGUCCACCGUGGAGGACAACGGCGGUCGGGGAGUGGCCAUCGAUAACAUUCGGUCGAAGAUCCACGUGCACGGCAGUUCGGUGUCCGGGAACGGGCACGUGGCGGGCGUUCACGUGACCAGCGGGGCGGGAGACGUCAACAUCACCAGCUCCAACAUAAGCUUCAACAACGGCGCGGGAGUCAACAUCACCUACUACGGCGGGAAUCGCAACAUAUCCCGCUCGGCAGUGACCUCCAACAAGGGAUUCGGUGUGGCCACCUGGCUGAACCACACCACGGAUGUCGACCGGGUGGAGUACAUCCCCUUCAACCAGACCAGCGUGGUGGAGUACUCGCAGAUCGGCGGAAACCUGGAGACCGGCAUCUUCCACGGGAACUUCUGCCGGCCCAUCUGGGUGAACAUCACCGGGAACAGCUUCAACGGCAGCCAGCAGAGCGACGUCUUCAUCGAGUCCUGCUACCAGGCCACCGCCAACGGGCAGCCCAACAUGCAGCUCCAGCUGGGGCACAACCAGUUCAAGUACUCGCAGGCCAACUCCAUCUUCCUCAGCCCGGCCCUGAACCUGGUGGGCAGGAUCGAGUACAACAUGUUCCGGUUCGGCUCCUACGGGUGUCUGUUCGUGAACAACGACUACAUAUACCCGGAGUUCAACUACUUCCCCGUCAAGCUCACAAUCCAGAGCAACUACUUCAUGCGGAACAGCGGCGUGCACGUGGUCUCCCUCGGCCUGUCGCCCUACAGUCGCUCCGAGGUGCAGUACAUCCUGUUCACUCGGAAUUUCGUGCGGGGAAACAACAUCACCGAGACCUUCGGGCCCCUGGUAGCGGGAUCCGAGGGCAGUGACGGGGCUGGACGGCUGAAUCCCCGCUCCAGAGUGGCCGCCCCGGUGGUGGUGGGCUCCAGCAACAUAGACGUCUUCCGCAACAUCCUGCACAACCUGGACUCCAUGUACGAGAUCGGCUCGCAGCUGACCGAUCAGAGCCAGAUCAUAAACGCCACUUGCAACUGGCUCGGCCACACGGACGAGAGCAAGAUCUAUGCUCGGCUGUUCCACCGCAACGACCGCUACAACCUGGCCAAGAUCAACUACAUUCCCUACCUGCUGCACAGCUCCAACCCCGGCUCCACCGCCAUGAUCACGGUCUCCACGGUGGUGCCCCGCUUCUUCCACGAGGGCAGCGACGUCAUAGGCGGCGAGGUCGACGGCCAGGACAUGGUUCCGGCGGGCACCUACACGGUCACGAAGGACAUCAACAUCCGGCCGGGCGGCAAGCUGAUCCUACAGCCCGGAACCACCCUCAGGUUCGAGCCCAGCGUGGGCAUGAUGGUGGCCGGUAAGCUAGAGGCUCGAGGGCGAAGACCCGACGACAUCCUCUUCACCCUUAAGCGUGAGACGAUCAUAGUGAACGACACCGAGACCGUGGACCUGGACAGCGAGACGGAGGCUCUGGAUAUGGAGACGGAGAUGGUGCCCUCGGAUGGAGGGAUUCCUAGCGUGCCAGUGCGCUUGGUGGGCGGCACCGGGGCGAACGAAGGAAGGCUCCAGGUCUACGUAAAGGGACGGUGGGGCACCGUCUGCGACUACGGGUGGAACGUGCUGAACGCCGCUUUGGUGUGCCACCAGCUGGGCUACUCGCUCAACCCGCAGGACUGGCGACUCCUCCGUUCCCAGCUGCCGAAUGCCGGCACCUCCGAGGACGUGCUGCUGGCCAACGUGCGGUGCACUUUGCAGGACCGGGACGUCACCAAGUGCCGGGCAGAGUAUGAGUUCGAGAACACCUGCAGCCACGAGAACGAUGUGGGCAUCCGUUGCUACGAGGGGGCGUGGGCUGGUGUGCGGUUCAGUAUGCUGGCCGAGCGGGCGGACCUCCAGUACGUGACCGUGGAGAAGGCGGGCCUCUUCGACUACACCACGAAUGCCUUCAAGCCCGCCGUGCAGAUGGAUCAUGCCCGUCACAACCUGGAGAACGUGCGGGUGGUGAACAACCUGCAGGACGGCCUGGGGAUUGUCUACUCGGACAUCUACGCCGGCAAGUCGGUGAACAACAUUAAGAACUCGGAGUUCUCCGGCAACCGUGGCAGCGGCAUCAGCCUGAAGCAGCUGGACUUCCGCAUCUCUGGCUCCAUCAUCAAGGACAACAAGGGCAGCGGCAUCUCCCACGACGCCGUGGUGGCUGCUUUGGACCAGAAGGAGAUCGGCGGCUGGUUCAACAUGGCCCGCGACUUCAACGCCUACGAGACCGACUACGACCCGUAUGUGUUGCCCCACGAGAUCAGUAACAUCGACCUGGGCACCUUCGAGCACAAGUACAUACGGACGGAGGAGCUCCUCGGGCAGAACAUCAACAGGAAAAUAAUAGUGCAGUGCCCCGCCGGCUACGUGAUCGGCAUCCAGCUGCUGAACCCCAUCCACAACCUCUCCACGGAGAGCAUCAGCAUCCUGAACGCCAGGACGGAGAACAUCCGCAGCGACCUGUGGCAGGUGAAGCGCGACCUGAACGUCUUCCCCGCCACGAGCAGCAGCUACGGCAUCAUCAUAUACUACGAGAGCGGGCUGCAGGCCCUCGGAGGAGCCGUCCUGAUGUUGAGCACGGUCACGGCCCCCGUGCAGAACAUCCGAAACCGCAUCGUGAGCGGACCAGUGCCCACCCUCACCAUCCGCUCGACCAAGAUCCAGAAGAACCUGAGGGGCAUCACUGGCAUCUACUACAACCGGUACAUCGGCGACAACGGGGAGUACUACCUGCGGAAGGCCAACGAGUCCAUCAAGCUCAUCAACUCCGAGCUGAGCUUCAACGAGCGGGAGGCCAUCCUCAUCAGGUCGCCCUACUGGGAUGUGAUCUCCAGCAACAUUUCGGAGGUCACCAUCCAUGUGAACAGCUCGCUGAUCAGCCAGAACGGGCACGGUAUCCGCCAAAUGUCGAAGGAUCUCCGCUCCUCGAACAACCUGUUCCACUACGUGAUCCAGGACUCCACAGUGGAGCAAAACUCCCACGGAGGUUUCCAGGUGUCCCUUCCAUACGUCUGGCAGUACAACGAAAACUUCACCCACUCGAUUUACUUCGGCAACAGCACCUGGCAGAGGAACCGCGACUUCCGCAUCUCAGUACAUGGCCACUACACGGUGUUCAACAUAACCUCGAACGUGUUCCGGGAAAACAACUGUCCUGGAGCCCUGGUGGCGCUCGACGGAAUGGAGAAGCGCCUCCGCUUCGACAACAACCGCUUCGAGGCGAACAACGCCAAGAUCGUGCUGCUCUUCAAGGCAGACUCCCUGAGCGAGAUCAUCGGACAGGUGCCGGCCAGCAUCGAGUUCAACAGCUUCAAGGGGAACAGCAUCGUGACCCUGGCGGCGGACUACCGACUUCCCUACAUGAAGGCGGCCCGCAGGAUAAGGAAGCAGCACAAAAUGCCCACCGCCGUCAUCCGGCUGGAUGGCGUCCAGAAUGUGAAACUUUAUCGGAACCUCCUGGCCGACAACGAAAUGGACUACAACCUGGUGGCCGGCGUGAGGUCGGCCAGGCUGAACAACUACUUCGAGGCCAGGGAGAAUUGGUGGGGCACCAGGGACACCGGCCUCAUCGAGGCCAAGAUCUUCGACUUUGACAACUGGAACGACCACGCGGACGUGAUCUACCAGCCCUUCCUGAUCGAGGACAGCUACGACGCCAGUGUCUCCGUGGUGGUGCCCUUCAACCAGGACCAGGAGGUAGACCUGGCCACCUACCGAGGUGGCAGAGUGUACAAGGACCUGAUCCUGCGUAAGCAGGACAGCCCCUACUACAUAUCCUCCGACAUCACUGUGAUGCCCGGCAAGACUCUGACCAUCAACCACGGCGUGACCAUGGAGUUUGAGCCCAACGUGGGCAUCCUCGUCCUGGGUACCCUGGUCGCCGUAGGCUACAGCGAGUCGCCUAUCGUGAUGAGGCCGUUCAAGAACGCCACACGGGAGUCCUUGAUAGACGCGCAGCCGCGGAAGCGGGCAAUCGAGGACAUGAGUGCUCCCCUGACGGAGUUCGACUCCAUCCGACUCUGCACGGGGGCCAACAACUGCACGGGAGACGCGGACGCGCUCUACGGACUAAACGAGGGCUUCCUGGAGUACUUCAACCACACCACCCUGCAGUGGGUGCCCAUUUGCGACGGGAGGUUCACGGAGCGGAACGCACAGGUUGUGUGCCGGGAGCUGGGCUACGACCCCCUGAACGUCUAUUACGGACACGACCGGCGCAUCGAGUUCCACACAAACUCCUUGACGCGCAUCUGGUCGUGGGUGCAGCCCCUGGAGUGCCGCGGCGACGAGGAGCGAAUGGAGGACUGCGCCGAGCGCCUGAACGGGCAGCUGUACGGACACCGGCACGAGUGCAGGUGGGACGACGUUUUCGUCUUCGUGUCCUGCAACGGCGUGGCCGACGACGAGGUCUACUGGGGCGGCAUCCGGUUCGCCAACUCCAAGUUCGAGGAGAUCCAGUACGAGCACCGGCUGCACAACUCCCGAUCCAACGCCAGACUGCCGCUCCGGGAGAGCCAGCUGGAGUUCGUCCGCAUCGAGCAGGCCGGCAUCCUGCACAACCACAAGUCGGCCGCCAUCCAGGCGGUGCACAAGAACCCCUCCAUCACCUCGGUGACCAUCGAGAACUCGGCCAACCACGGCGUGAACCUGAUCGCUCCCAGCGGCAAGCUCAACCUGAACCACCUGAACAUCAACAAGACGCUGGGCACGGGGAUCAGCAUCGUGUCUCUGACGGGCGAGGGUCGGGACAGCGACGAGUCCAGCUUCUCGCCCCUGAAGAAACUGGAUCUGCCGUACAAGCUCUUCUCCCUGGUGGACAUCUGCGAUCCCCAGAAGGUGCUGACCAUCGAGGAGCGCAUGCUGAUCUACUACAAGUACGACAACAACCCGGUGAACUGCGUCAAGAUCUUCACCUCGGCCUUCCGGGCCAAGCCCAUUGGCUUCCGGCUCCUGCAGUCGAAUCUGUUCAACCACUCCAAGCUCUACGGGCGCACGGACUUCAUCAAGCUCUUCGACGGCGACAUCUACAACGUGACUGCCACCUACCUGGGAAAGAUCGAGUCCGAUACUGACAACCAGCGGUCGUUCUUCAAGACGAAGGGCCCGACGAUGAGCCUCCAGCUGGUCGCCAGCGGGGCGCCAGAGACCCACGGAUUUAUAGCCGAGGUGGUAACAGUUCCCAUCUCCACAUUAGGCCAAUAUCGCGAUGCCCUUCACAACAUUACGGACACUCAUAUCGCGGGUGCCAUGAAGGGAGCGGUCAGCUACGCUUCCGCCGGAGAGGUCACGCCCACGCUGACCUUGAUCGGGAACCGCAUCGAACGCAACUGCAAGCAGCUUUACGGAAACUUUUCCACCUGCGCCUCGGCUCUGAAUUUGGACGUGCAGAACAUGAAUUCGAUGUACUUUAUGAACAACCUCCUCAUGGAAAACCAAGGAGGCCUGCGCGUUCGAGCUGAUUCCCGAGGAUCGGCCACCUCCUUGCGGGGCUUCGUACACCACAACCUCUUCAUGAGGAACCGCAACCGUCCCGCCCUCUACGUGGAGGGUCGUCAGUCGUCGCCCUACCAGGAGGUAGAGCUCUACCGCAACUACUUCGCCCAGAACAUGGCCGGCUACGAGGACGUGAUCCGUCUGUGCCAGGUGGUGUCCAACUUCAGCUUCAACUACGUGCACAGCAACGUGGGCGGCAGGAUCAUGGAGGUGUCUGGCUUCGAGAAAGUGAGGCUCCAGAUCUACCAGACCACGGCUCAUAACGGGUUCUACAGGAACUUUGCCACGAAUUGGAUGUCCAGAGCCACCAUUGUGGCGGGAACUGCGGGGCAGCAAUACGUGGACAACAUCUUCGAGAACUACGAGAACGAUUACGAGCUGCUGACAGUCAACAAUUCAAUUUUGAGUUUUGACUAUGAAAACAGGACAUUUGAAACCUGGAGCUCCAAGAUCGACGCCCGCCACAACUAUUGGAGCUACAACAACACCAUUUCAGUCCAGUCUCGUAUCAAGGAUAAAUCAGAUGAUCCUAUGUUGCUGGAGGUCCUGGCCGUGCCCUUCCAAAUGAACAACGAAACCAUCCUGGACGGAAAGUGUCCACCCGGCUGGGCUCUCGUACACGACACCUGUUUCAUCUACGUGGGUGCUCCGAUGACCUUCCACGAGGCCCGCGACUUCUGUCGCUCCGAGAACUCCACCAUGCCGUUCCUGCGGACAGACAAGACCACGCUGUGGAGGUACCUGCAGAGCCAGAUGAGGCACUUGAAGUACCCGGAGAAGGUGUGGAUCCAGGACUACAACCACAUCGAGCGGUGCACGAGCUUUGUUUUCGGAGAGAUUGAAAUAGAGGACUGCGGCAAGGAGCGGGGAUUCAUUUGCGAGAUGGAUCCGAGGGUCAUUAUCGAUCCCCUCUCCUGGCGGGCAGACAUCUUUGCCAUCAGUAUUAUUUCAGCCUUCGUCCUGGCCAUCAUCCUCCUGAUCCUGGUGGCCUUCUGCUGGUUCGCCAAGUCCAAGCACCGGCACGUCCAGCGCCUCCAGCGGCGGAACAGCAUCCGCCAGAGCCUUCGCAGCCUGAACAGCAUAGAUCCCCAGGGAUCUCUGCGCCGCAGACCCAAUUAUAACAUGUCCAGCAACGGAACCCUCUCCAAGGCCCAGGACUACAAGCAGAUGGUGGCCAACGGCUCCAUCGAUUCCAUGGACAAGAGCGUCCUCAGCUCGGAGGCGGGCAGCUUCGAGGGCUACGAGCAGAAGCCCAACUACAACGAGUACGUGAACCAGAACGCCCUGAGGCCGGCCCAACAGGGCCAACAGGGACACAAGGUAGCCACCAUCUCCAAGGCCAGUGGCCACCGGGCGCGAGCUGCAGCGGCUGCGGCGGCCCUGGAGCCGGACGCCUUCGAGCUGAGCUACCGAAACGAGGGCUUCAGGGACAACUCCACCUAUGGCGGGGGCACGCGGGCCAACUCCAUAAGCACCAGUGUGGCCGAGGACACGCCCAUCAUACAUCACACGGACCAGGAGGUGGACGAGGGAGGCUCAGACUACUACGGGAACGCCAGCACGCUGCCACUCCGCACGGAUCUUGGCGGAGGUGGUGCCCAGGGCGGCGGUAGGCGUGGUCAGCCAGGACUGGCCUUCCUCAGCGAGCUCAAGCAGAACCUGCCGGAGUAUCAGAGGAGCUCCCACAGCAGCUUCAUGCCGCAGAGGAGCAGCGGCGAAUCCCUGCCCUUCGAUCAAAAGCUGGACCAGUUCAACUACUCCACGGAGUCGUCGCUCUACCGUCCGGCACCAUCCGUGCCCAGUCAGCAGCCGCAGGGCUCUCCGGCAGACAUGCGGCGGCCGGACUCGUACUACACUGCCGUGAGGAGCAGCAAGGCUCCUUCCUCCCACUACCGGACACCUAGACCGCUGGCUCAGCCCCCGGCAGCUCCGGCUGCCCCCCAGGUGGCGCAUCAGUCACGUCCCAAGACCGUCUACCAAACAGCCUCAGAGGAGUCCUCGCCCACGACCCCGUCCCCGUUGAACAACCCGUACCAUCGCUCCAAGUCUGAGGCGUUGUUGGAGACCGACUUCGACGGCGAUGGUGAGGGACUGCAGCCGCUCCAGACAAACGGGCGAAGCCACAGUCAGCCCCUGGAGACGGCCAUGUGAUGGAUCCGUGCUAAUCGCUCAUUUGACAUUCUACGAUCUCUACGGAGCUGACCGAAACCCCAACGCAAAGAAGUAUUUUGGCCAGACCUGCCUAGAGUUCCAACCACCACUGCUUCGUAGCUUAAGUUUAUACUUUUUAAAUCCGAGAUUACGAUAGAGAGAUACGAAAAUACGAACACUCCCGCUCGUUGCUUAGUUUGUGGUAAACUUAGAUCAUUCCAUCCAUUAGCCUAAGACUAGAUUAAAUAUUGCCUAAGCGAACGCAUAAAACGAAUUAGUCCUAACUUGUUGUAUAUAACAAUAAAUUAAAUUAAAUCUGAA
This is a messenger RNA of Drosophila ananassae, 10012 nucleotides long. RefSeq names its product protein bark beetle (gene bark). The transcript has 13 exons. The record is from RefSeq and is a predicted model, not a curated record. Bases 293 to 9691 code for a protein of 3132 amino acids. Gene Ontology annotation, cellular component: membrane. NCBI's taxonomy places the organism in Eukaryota, Metazoa, Arthropoda, Insecta, Diptera, Drosophilidae.